Molecule: messenger RNA, 1672 nt
Organism: Amphibalanus amphitrite
Lineage: Eukaryota; Metazoa; Arthropoda; Thecostraca; Balanomorpha; Balanidae
Product: mediator of RNA polymerase II transcription subunit 21-like
Exons: 3
Coding region: 711-1145 (144 amino acids)
Biological process (GO): regulation of transcription by RNA polymerase II
Cellular component (GO): mediator complex
Molecular function (GO): transcription coregulator activity
Source: RefSeq, a predicted model, not a curated record
CCAAACGGCGAGAGGGGUCCAACGGACGACGGACCCCCCCCCCCCCCCAUACGUUCGAGGCUGGCAAAACACCAAUGCGGGCCAAGGUUAAGCCAAUUUCUAUGAAUUGAGGUGCCGCGCUAGGUCUGCAUUUGCCAGCUAGUGCAGAAGGUCCUCAGUGGGCGGAGCUGCGACCUUGAUUAGCAUCUGCGCUUCCAGCGCCGUGCGGCAAGCCGCAACUGGUACCAUGUCUGCCUCGGCCGUGACCCCACGGUGGGGGGACCGAUCCGAUGCAGUUGGUGACGAACUGCGGCGCGCAUCUCACGCCCCAGCACCUCCAUGUCAGUCCUGGCCGUCGCUGGCAGCCAGGCGGCCGUUGUGUGUUCGAUGGCCUAUCUGACGUGGCCGUUGGCGACAGCUCGGGGCUGCCGCUUCUCCAGGCCCCAGCUGCGGCCAGUGAUGUGUCGAAGCUGGGCGAUGUGGGGGCGGACACGGCGGCGAAGGUUGCGGCAGUGCGGGCCGAGCCCCGGGGUCCUGUCCAGCACCACGUACUUCACGCCGAGCAGCUCUAUGCAAAUCUUAUUUUUAGCCGUGCAUCAGUGAAUGCUACCCCAGAAACUGGUAGGUAGCGCCGUUUCACUGUCAGAAGCUGCCUACCCCUGCUGACACCGACCGGCUGGGGUCUCUGCUCUCCCCGCGCCUGGGACGCGGCCCGGCAGCGCUGCGCCGCCAUGGCCGACCGGCUGACGCAGCUGCAGGACGCCGUCAACGAGCUGGCCGAGCUGUUCUGUAACAGUGUGGGCAUCCUGCAACAGCAGGCGGCGCCCGGCCACUUCCCCGGCUUCGACCGCGCCGGCGGCCGCACGCCGCAGCACGUGCAGCCCGCAGAGGACUACGCCCAGCUGUUCGCCACGCUCAUCGGACGCAAGGCCAAGGACAUUGACACGCUGAUCGACUCGCUACCCAGCGAGGACUCCUCCACUGAGCUGCAGCUGUCGGCACUGGAGCUGCUCGAGCGUGAGAACGAGGCGGCCGGCCAGCGGCUGCGGGAGGUGGUGUCCCGCGGCGAGCAGCUGCUGCAGCGGAUCCAGGAGGCGCUGCACGAUAUCGCGCAGAGCCAGCUGGACACGCAGCUGCUGCUGGCCGGGCAUCGGCCCGAGCCGUGAGAGGACUGCGAGCGCGAGUGCACAACGGUGGGUCCGCGGCGAACGGACGCCAGUGGGAGUGACGGGGUGGGACUUCUUUGACGGCAUCCCUACCGCCCGGACAUGGUCAGCGAGGGGCGGUGCUCACCGCUGGAAGGCGCAAAGUGCAGUGGACGAGGAACUUGCCGUGCGCUGGAAAGACGCUGCUGUGUUGUGUUGAGAGACAUGUUGGAUGUGUGGGGGGGGGGGGGGGUGGGAAUGGGGGUUGUCUAGCGCUCUUUUGUACGUUUGUCCCAUACGUUUUCACAGGAUGAGGUGAGGGCAUAGCUCGGCGACAUCUCACAUUGAAGGUGCACGUCUUUAAACGUAUCGUAAACGCGAAUGAUGUAUGGUGGCAUUUUUAUACGCGAAAGGUACAGCGGUUUGAAGCUUGGCGCUGCCAUUAUCAUUCGUUAUUAUUUUGUUUUGAACUUCUGUGUGGCCAUUUAUAUUCUGGAGAUUACGAACUUCUCUAAUUUCUGCUGAUUCAUUUAUUCUGAAAUUGAAAU